AGCUUCUGACCAAUCACCGCCUCCCGGGGGCGGGUCGAGCGUGAACUGUUGUGGAUGUGGAAAAAUGGUCAAUUUAUCACGCAUAUUCAUCAUUCAUAUCCCAACGGGGAAAGCUUUGGUUGCACGCUGAUUUGAUUGGCAAAUGCCUGGCCGUGGUGUGAAACGGAAAAUCACCAGUUGGGAGGAGAAGAGCGCGGUUCGCUACCCGGAGGGCCCCUGCAGACAGCAGUUGUGCCAGGCACUAUGAGGCAGCAAGCUUGGCCUGCGAGAGCGGAGAAAUCACCCUUCAUCACUCUCGGCCGGGCUGGACAGCGGAAGAAAUGUACAAAGCAGCAGCGCGUGCUACAGCAGAGGCGGGCUAAUACACACAUCUGAGCGUACAGUUGAAAGCAAAUGGGAAGGCCAGAAAGAGACUGAAAGAGGGGAGUCAGUAACUUAGACUGUGUCCUUUCUAAAUGGCAAAGUGGACUGGGCCACAUUCAGAGGCAGCGAUGUCCUUGUUAACACAUUGUCCUCCAUUAGAAGCUCCUUGUUAGAAGUUGCAAGUUAGUCCCAAACCCCUGUGAGGCUACAGAGCUGAGGGGACAACAAAAGUAAAAACAGAGGACGAAAGCGAGACAGAGCAGGGAAAAAGGAGACUGUCACAGGCCCUCAUGCAGGCGCGUAAGAAGUAUGUUCUGCUGGGCUUGUGUGCGUGCUGCUGGCUGGUCCUCUUUUACUGGGGUGGAGGAGUCCAGCUGCGUCUACUCCGCCUGCUGACACGCCACCGGGGUGAUGUGAUGCGCCCCUGGCCCAACUGGACCGACAGAGCCUUUUUGCCCCGCUAUGCCCACUUGGAUGAACUUCAGACAGACCCUGGGAUGGCAGAGUCACCCCGCCAGCGGCGCCAGGCAUGGUCUGCCAUUUAUAAAGACAGCCGCUGUCGCAUGGAGACCUGUUUUGACUUCUCUCGGUGUCGCCGUAGAGGAAGGGAAGGGUUCAGAGUGUACAUAUAUCCAUCGGAGAAAAACGACCGCGUGUCGGAAAGCUACAGGAAGAUCCUAACAUCUAUAGCCGAGUCACGGUACUACACCUCAGACCCCCGUGAGGCAUGUCUGUUCGUGCUUGGUAUAGACACCUUAGACAGGGACCAGCUAUCAGGACAGUUUGUGCCCAAUGUGGAUGAACGUAUCCGUGGUUACCCAUUGUGGAAUGACGGGCGGAACCAUCUGAUUUUCAACCUGUACUCAGGCACGUGGCCUAACUACACAGAGGACCUGGGCUUCAACAUUGGCCAGGCCAUCUUAGCCAAAGCCAGCCUCAACACAGAACAUUUCAGGCCGGGCUUUGAUGUCUCCAUCCCUCUCUUCUCAAAGGAUCACCCGCAGAAGGGUGGAGAGCGGGGCUGGCUGGUGAGGAACACAGUUCCACCACGAAGGAAGUACCUGCUGAUGUUCAAAGGGAAGCGCUAUCUAACGGGCAUCGGCUCAGACACAAGAAAUGCGCUUCAUCACAUUCACAAUGGCAAGGACAUUGUGUCGUUGACAACAUGCCGCCACGGGAAGGACUGGGAGAAGCACAAAGACGCCCGCUGCGACCAUGACAACCUGGAAUACGAAAGGUUUGAUUACCAGGAGCUCCUCCACAACUCCACGUUCUGUUUGGUGCCUCGAGGUCGGCGCUUGGGCUCCUUCCGCUUCCUGGAGUCACUGCAGGCGGCGUGUAUCCCAGUACUGCUGAGUAACGGCUGGGAGCUGCCGUUUUCUGACGUCAUACAGUGGAACCAAGCGGUCAUUGAGGGAGACGAAAGAUUACUACUUCAGGUGCCAUCUACAGUGAGAGCAGUAGGGAACGAGAGAGUGCUGGCUCUACGACAAAGGACACAGAUGUUGUGGGAAGCUUACUUUUCCUCGGUGGACAAGAUAGUUCUCACCACACUGGAGAUCAUUAAGGACCGUGUAUUUUCUCACAUAUCGAGGAACAAGUACAUGUGGAACUACCUCCCAGGAGGUCUGCUGGUCCUGCCAGAGUACUCCACUCAUCUUGCACAUUUCCCUUUCUACUACCUUGGAUUAGGAGUCACUCCAGGACAGGAGUUCACUGCGGUCAUCCAUGCUGUCUCUCCAUUGGUCUCCCAGUCUCAACCAAUCAUGAAGCUACUUCAGGUGGUCUCUAAGUCAAAGUACUGCUCACAGAUCAUUAUUCUGUGGAACAGCGAGAAACCGCCACCCAGUCGGAGCAAAUGGCCUCCUAUGCCUGUCCCCCUCACUGUGACAGAUGGCAGGAGGAAGACCACCAGUCGGUUUCUACCUCAUGUUGCCAUAGAGACGGAAGCAGUGCUGAGUCUGGAUGAGGAUACGGUCCUACUGACAAGUGAGGUGAACUUUGCCUUCUUGGUGUGGCGGAGCUUCCCUGAGCGGAUUGUAGGCUAUCCUCCCAGAAGCCACUUCUGGGAUCCCCUGAAGCGGGCCUGGGGCUACACCUCCAAAUGGACCAACGACUACUCUAUUGUCCUAACUGGAGCCGCCUUCUACCACAGGUACUACCACUACCUGUUCACUCACUACCUGCCUCAGUCUCUGCGGACUCUGGUGGAUCGCACCUCCAACUGUGAGGACAUCCUUAUGAACUUCCUGGUCUCUGCUGUGACUCACCAGCCGCCGAUCAAAGUGGCUCAAAGGAAGCAGUACAAGGAGCUCCCCAGUCCACAGGGUACGAAGAGCGUCCCUUGGGCCAACCCUGAACACUUCAACCAGAGGCAAGAGUGCGUCAACUCCUUUGCCAACUGGUUUGGCUACAUGCCCCUGGUGCAUUCUCAGUUUCGCCUGGACCCCGUUCUCUUCAAAGAUCAAGUGUCCGUCCUACGCAAGAAGUACAAAGACCUGGAGAGGGCCUAACAUUUCUGGACAAAAAGACUAGAGAGCGUUGAAGUCAUGUUUCGAGCCAUUUUGGACAGACAAAUAUGGCUACUAAGUAACAGAAAGUUCAAGACAUGUCUUUCAUGCAUGGGAAGUGGACAAAAAGGCACCGAGGUCCAUUGGUGACAUGGACAAUCAUCAAGAAAGACCCAAGGAGAUCUGAACUAUAUAAAGAGCUUAAGAGAAAGGAGUCUAUAAAAAGUACUUCAAAUGCUUCUCCAACCUCCAUGAAUCUUGAGAAAUUUGGGGCCUUAAAAUAGUCCUUGUGAUUGGCCCUGUCGCUGAGAAAGGACAAUUAAAAUAGUCAAAAAAGGAACAUUUGUGAACACUUCAAAUGUCAGUGCUACUGCAGUGGCAACAAGGAGAGAAUGACUAUCUCAUGCCAGGAGCACCCAAGGGACUGGUAUCGGUGCCAUGCACUCCAGCUGGCAACAUCUGUCUCCAUGUUACUGUUGCCAAGGAAACAGAUCAUUUCACAUUAAAAUGCUAACUGUAAGACCAAUAAAGUGAUUUAUAAAUGCAAA
Molecule: messenger RNA, 3421 nt
Organism: Maylandia zebra (zebra mbuna)
Lineage: Eukaryota; Metazoa; Chordata; Actinopteri; Cichliformes; Cichlidae
Gene: ext1c
Product: exostoses (multiple) 1c
Cellular component (GO): membrane
Molecular function (GO): glycosyltransferase activity
Source: RefSeq, a predicted model, not a curated record